GUCGGUCAGUCCGGUAGAAACAGAAGGGGCGGGACUUUUAUCUGAGUGUGUGGGUAGACUCAUUGCGGCGUCCAGAAAAUAGAUAAACAGCAUGCUAACCUUAGACGCAACUAAGUUACAAACUUAUCCAACUAGAUACUUACACACCAAAUUGUCAAACAGAAGAUGACAGAGAGGAGCCGCGCGCUUGUCUAGUGAUUUACAUGCGUUUGUCCUGCAACCCAUCACGGACAGCAAGCUAGUUAGCAACAUGAUGAUGGCCAGCUGAACAUUGUUAUGCCAUCAGCUUUUGGUAUUAUUGCGAUCACUGUUCAAUGACUUGACCUACAUGCUUUGAAUGUUGCUUUUUCGUGCAUCCUUUCCACAUGCACUUCAAAAAAUGACUGUGGUGUUUGUCCGCCAUCAAGCUAAGCUAACAGCACAGGAGUAGUAACGUUACGCAUGGGCCAAACCCCUUUCACAUUAGCUCGCAGCUAACCAGCCGCUGGAUCUACCAGUUUGGACCAGAACGUGGAGAGUUUCUAGGAAGAUCCUCGGUGCACGUCGAACAAGCAGAAUGUUGGUUUGCAGAAACCCACGGAUCAUUUCCUUAGACAUUGAUCGAGAUCUACAUUGACCCUAUAACAACGAAACAAACCCCAAUCUUUCUAUAUUGGCUGCAAAAUGCACAUAGUAAUCUGAGGCCUUGGUCUGCUUUGUCAGUUUCAACGAUGUAGCUUUGCAACCUACGUGCUUUUUUGUGGCAUAAGUACAAGGACAAUAACGAUGAACAAUCAAGGAACCAUGUCGCAAGAGAAGAUGGAGCUGGACCUGGAUAUCCCAUCGACACUUGUUCAGAGUGAUGGCCACUUGAGACGAUCUAACAGCGAGCCCAUGAUAAACGGCCUAAGUGAUGCUUCACAGGUGUUCCAGAGAGAGGUUCUCCGCAGCAGAAGAAACAGUACUACUGUUGUUCGACCUAUUGUGGUUCCAUCUUCGCCAGUACGUGUUCCUAGCACAAGACUACAGCGAAUCAAACAGGAAGAGGGUGUUGAUGUGAUGAACCGUGAAACUGCCCAUGAACGAGAGGUGCAGGCAGCCAUGCAGAUGAGCCAGUCUUGGGAGGAGAGUCUUAGUCUGAGUGAUAAUGAUCUUGAGAAAUCUUCUUCGUCAUCUCCAAAGAGGAUUGAUUUUGUGCCCGUGUCUCCUGCUCCGUCACCCACCAGAGGGAUUGGAAAGAAGCAGUGUUUCUCGCCAUCUCUUCAAAUUCUGGUGAGCAGUAACGGCCUGACGCCCAGCCCUGUUCCCAGCCCAACACGCCGCUUCAGCAGGAGGAGUCAGAGCCCGAUCAACUGCAUCAGGCCCAGCAUUAUGGGCAACCUCAAACGCAAAGGUGAAAUGGAGACAGAAAGCCAACCCAAGAGACUUUUUCAGGGAACCACCAACAUGCUGUCCACAGAGGUGUCCCACUUGCCUGAACUUAACACUUGUCUGUCUCCUGAUCUUCUGGACGGGAGUCUCAGUAGCGUUGGCUCCUCCGAUUCGCCCGCCAAGAUGGAAGGAGUGUCGCCCUCCUCCAGUAACUCUCCCCUCACACCCCUUCAGGAUUUUUCCCCUAAGUGAUCCGCCGAGCGUCACAGACAGAGAGGGACUGGGACCGCUUUUCUUCCACUCAUUCAUUCUUUUUCAAUGCCUUCCCCACAUGGCUUCUGUUCUUUUCCUGAUUUGUCCUGUUGCAUUUAAAGGAAUGUGGCCUAGGAGUGUAUUCGGUAUGGGACAGACUCUAAGGGCAUGGGGAGACUGUGGAUGCUUUUUGCAUCAGCUGCUAUAAUUACAUGUGAGACGUGGUGUGUAGAUCUGCAUCAAAGCGAACAGCGUCGCAGAGGAAGAUCUCUGAUUUUUUUUUUUUUUUUUGGUCUCUCAAUUUGGCAAUUAUCUUUUUGAUAUGGCUUUGAAAAGAAAACUGCAACUACAGGCGUGUUCUUUGAUUUCCAAUCUUAGCUUACCAGCAGGUAUAGUACGUGUGUGAAUUUAAUUUAUUUUUUGGGCGUUUUUUUUGUAUGUAAGUAUGUACAUAAGAUUUGUGGCAAAAUGUGCAGAGGCAAAAAGCUUGACCGUCAAACUGACAGCCGCCUCUUCUGGAGUUUUAAUAGCGGUGCAACUGCACUUUAAAGGGGCUGAAUAUCAUUUUGGGCUUUGUUCUGAAUCUGCGCAUUUAAUUUUUCAGGAAUUGCCUUUUCUUGAUUUUCAAAAAUAGGUGGAGGAAAUGUAUUUUUCAAAGAGCUUGGCACUUCGUUCUGUUAAAAUGGUUUAUGGUUGCUGUACACAACUAUGCAGAAGGGAUUUAAUAUUGCAUCUGUUAGUAACCACUAAAUCCUUGAUUUGAACACUAGAGAGACUAAAAUGCCUGUUUGUCAACCUAAAUAUGUGCGUACAACUGUUACUUUCACAGCUUUCAGAGAAUGGAGCAAAACAUCCGGGCUGGGUUGAGUGAUUGUAAUCAAGCAAAUGGAAGCAUUUGGAGGAGAAUGCAGGGUUUUUUCCAGUGUUUUUCAGAGGCUGUUAACAGUGACCCCUUUGGCAGUUUAAUAGUUAAGCAGAAGUGCGUAAAGAUGAAACCCUUCCCAUCAAGAGUUAUUUGUGGAAUUAAAACGUUUUAAAUGUAAUCUACUGAUGCUUAAAUGGUGUGCCAUUUAAAUUUGUAUAUAAGAGAAAUUGUACAACUGUAGAAGUUUGGGGUUUUAGUUACUUUAGGAAAUGGUAUUUUCUUGUAAAUUGUUUUUUCUAAAUUUCUUUGGAAGAAUGCUUUAUUUCCUCAAGCAUGAGAUAAUGUAUCAUAAAUUAAUUUUUUUGUCCAAAAAAGUGAUUGUAAAAUAUUUUUCAUUCAAGUGGAUUAAAAGUUUGUUGUUUUUUUUUCCACAUAAGAAAAGAUGAAACUGCAGUGUAAGUCCUUUUCUGAAUGUCUUUGCAAACAAAAAGUGGGUCAUGUAGAUCCAGAUUCUGUCCUGUAGUAAUGGGUGAAAUGUAUUUGUAGUUUUCUUUGGAUUGUUUUUGUCCUGUGGACGUGUUGAAUUCUUUAUUUAAUGAUUUUACUCUGUCCUGUUGACUUGUGCAGUAUUUUUAAAGCCUGUGCAUGUGAACUCAGAGGAGGACCUGAGAGCUGUUGUGAGUGUGCAGUUCUCUACUCUUCCGAAACGAUUCUUGUUCCCAUCAUAUCAGAGACUUUCAGAUCCCAGAAAUAAAUUAUUUGUCCAGCUA
Molecule: messenger RNA, 3237 nt
Organism: Pimephales promelas (fathead minnow)
Lineage: Eukaryota; Metazoa; Chordata; Actinopteri; Cypriniformes; Leuciscidae
Gene: pabir2
Product: PABIR family member 2
Molecular function (GO): protein serine/threonine phosphatase inhibitor activity
Source: RefSeq, a predicted model, not a curated record